AUGACCACCGCUGGUCCCAUCCGCCAUCCGGCCCUUCUAACUCGUUCUUUGGUCUUUACUCCUUCUCAUCUCAAUCAUCGUGCGGGCAAAUCCUCUCGUCAAGACGUCGCUCUUGCUUACCGUUUCUUCUCAGACUUUCUACCUCGUAUCAGGCGGAGCCUCGAUCCCUACAAACCACACGCGAAGCAACUUCACACGACACCGCGACGUAACACCGCUGCCGCGGCCGCUAGUGCUCACAAUACACCCACGGCUGAGUCUGCCAUCCCCCACAUCUCCCUUCACAUUGCCGCCUCAUCAAGCGGCAAAGGUCGCAAGUUUCGACCCGAACUGAGCACAUUCGACUUUAUCCCCGGCGGUAACGACGCUUUGGGCCUUCAGCGGGGUUCAACCAUUCAAGAGAAAAGAUCACAGCGUCCUGAUAGUGGACAAGACGCAUAUUUCGUUGCUCGUGUCGGACAAGACUCCCAUGUAACGGCCUUUGCCGUGGCCGACGGGGUGGGCGGAUGGACUGAACAUGGGAUUGACCCGGCCGACUUUUCCCACGGCCUCUGCAGCCACAUGGUCGAGACGGCACAAUCUUGGAACCAAGCAGAGAGGCUCGGUCCUCAGCAGUUGCUCCAACUAGGUUACGAAAAGGUCAAGAAUGACCCGGCGAUCAAGGCAGGAGGUACGACGGCAUGUGUGGCUGUGGCCGAGCCGGACGGACGCAUGCGGAUUGCGAAUCUGGGAGACUCGGGGUUCCUGCAGCUGAGAUUGGGGACAGUGCAUCAGUACUCGAACCCGCAAACGCACGCCUUCAACACACCGUACCAAAUGAGUAUGACUCCGCCCGAGAUUCUCGCCCAGGCCAUGAUCUUUGGCGGCAUGCCGUUGAAUGACGAGCCUGACAAAGCAGACGUAGCAGACCAUGUGCUGCGACACGGGGAUGUACUCAUCCUGGCAACCGACGGCGUCUGGGACAACCUCAACUCUCAGGAAAUAUUGUCGAUCGUGUCCAACCAAAUGCGCAUGUUCGGUGGAUGGCUGAGGUCGGACCAAGGAUACACACCUUCCCCGGUCCUGCCUGAACUGGUUGACCGGUCACUCGGACCACAGAAGCACAAAUUGCCCGGGACGCUGCAGAGUGUGAUUGCGGCGGCGAUAGUCGGUGAAGCAAAAACCGCGAGCCACAGCGCAAAGCGAGACGGGCCGUUCGCGAAAGAGAUGAAGAAGCAUUUCCCCUUUGAUCCAUGGCAUGGCGGGAAGGUGGACGACAUUACCGUUUUGGUGGUUAUUCCCGUGGAUGAGGCCAAGGCGAGGGAGGAGAAGACGAACCUGAAGCCCAAGUUAUAG
This is a messenger RNA of Exophiala spinifera, 1335 nucleotides long. RefSeq lists its product as uncharacterized. NCBI's taxonomy places the organism in Eukaryota, Fungi, Ascomycota, Eurotiomycetes, Chaetothyriales, Herpotrichiellaceae. The transcript has a single exon. The coding region runs from base 1 to 1335 and encodes 444 amino acids. The record is from RefSeq and is a predicted model, not a curated record.